Molecule: messenger RNA, 589 nt
Organism: Leptopilina boulardi
Lineage: Eukaryota; Metazoa; Arthropoda; Insecta; Hymenoptera; Figitidae
Exons: 5
Coding region: 44-547 (167 amino acids)
Source: RefSeq, a predicted model, not a curated record
CUGCCAUUUAAGGAAAAGUGUGGAAUGAAAAAAAAAUAAAACUAUGAAGUCUAUUCUUUUGUGUCUUAUUGUGGCUGUUUGUGUCUUACAAACAAUGUCUGAAGGCAAUCAGGUCAAUAAUUUAAACCUUGAAGCAGACAAACAAAUCGUCGUCAUACACAAUCAUGGAAAUCUUACUGUAAACAGAAAAGACAAAACUUCGCCGACAAUUUCUACAGACAAACAGGCAAUGCAGGAAAUAAAUACAAUUACAAAUAAAUGCAUUACUGCAGUGAAGAAUAAUAUUAAUGAUAAAAUAAAGUAUGGACAUGAUUGUCAGUACUGUUAUGAUUGUCCGGACUGUUACAGAGUUGCAGAGAAAAAAAUUCACGAAAAAAGAUAUGCCGCACUCGCCACUGUUGUGUCAUGUGCAAAAAACAGUAGUAAACAGAAUGUGCAUACAUGUUAUUCUUCUGCAACAGUUACAUUCAAUAAUCAGGCAAAUGGAUUCGUAAAAUACGCCAAAGAGUGUAUUAUAACUAGAUGUUUGAAUUCUAAAUUUGUAUAAAAUUUUUUUAAUAAUAAAAAUAAAAAUACUCUUUUUUACUUU